This is a messenger RNA of Etheostoma spectabile (orangethroat darter), 6699 nucleotides long. It is a transcript of the gene adamts7, whose product is annotated as a disintegrin-like and metallopeptidase (reprolysin type) with thrombospondin type 1 motif, 7. The transcript has 24 exons. The coding region runs from base 665 to 5707 and encodes 1680 amino acids. Lineage: Eukaryota; Metazoa; Chordata; Actinopteri; Perciformes; Percidae. The record is from RefSeq and is a predicted model, not a curated record. Gene Ontology annotation, molecular function: metalloendopeptidase activity. Gene Ontology annotation, biological process: extracellular matrix organization; proteolysis. Gene Ontology annotation, cellular component: extracellular matrix.
GCGUAAGACAUUGUAUUUACACAACCUCAAAGUGGCUCUCAAACCGUUUCCUUCACCACUUUAUGGAGGUUUUGUAACUUUGCCCAGACUGAAGCCUCUGAUCUGUCAUCGUUCUCUGAAUCCAAGUGAACGCAACAACAGGCCUAUCGAAAGUGGUCCUCGUGUGACCCAAUGAAAACCCGAAUAACCUCAGUUGUGGAAGCAACGUUCUGCCAAUUGGAUCGAAGCACCAGCCCAUAUCGGAUUUCAUAGCUUUCCCCUUUAAGCUUCCAGUCCUGCUGAAACAUAGCCCAUUGUCUUAAGUCCACCCAUCUGUGGGGGUGGUUCUGCGAAAGUUUGCAGAAAACUUUUAAAGCUGUCACUGGCUGCUGGUAGGAGACUGAUGGAGGACAGAAGGGACAGCUACCCGCAAGCAAACAUUAACACCGACAUACAAACAAGUCAAAAAGACUGAGAAUGCAACAACAACAACAACAGCCCGUGGAAGUAGACGAUGUUUAGGCCUAAAUUGGAAAAGUUUGUCGGGACUGUCACAGUUUGAGUGCAUGUUUGCAACAAAGCCAAAAGUGCAUCCAGCCCAGAUGGAAAUAAUUUGAAUUGAAUAUCGACUCGGUGUUAGAAAGGCAUUCAAUGUUUCUAAAAUAUAAGCUACCUUCCUGACAAAAUGACCCGUUUGCGCCGCGGGUUUCACGCCUUCGGACAAGGAGUCUCUUCCAUUCAUCUGUUCAUCGUUCUUCUGACGGUCCUGGAAAACUGCACAUCAUUGGGAUUAUCACAUGAACCAGAGCGAUCUCUGCAGGAUCUGCCUCAGUAUGAAGUGGUUCACCCCACUAGAGUGGAUGCCAGAGGUCACUUCCUGUCCAACUUCCUGUCUCACCAUGCUCGCCGUGUACAGCGCCGGGAAGCCUCAGAGGGACCAGCGGACGUAGAUCGAGUCUUCUACCAGUUGUUGCACGGCGGUCACAGCUUGCACUUUAACCUCACCCCCAACCCGUAUCUGCUGGCUCCGGGCUUCCUGACGGAGAGGAGGUAUGGUGGCCUGGAUGGGGCACAGAUCCAUCCACCUGGAUCCUCCCAGUGCCAUUUCUUAGGUGAAGUGUGGGACGAGGCCGUUGGCAAAGGAAGCGCAGCCAUAAGUACCUGUGAUGGACUGACAGGACUGUUCAAGUUGUCCGAUGAAGAGUUUUUUAUUCAGCCUCUGGAGAAGUCGAGCAGUGAGACCUCUGCACCACAAGCCCAUGCCAUCUACAAACGCCAUGCACCCCCUCCCUCCUGGAGUCCAGUCGUACAGCCCAAACAAGCUCUCAACAGAACCUGUGGAGUCAAAAAUUCCCAUCAAAGUUUGGAAGACAUAGAGAAACAGCGGGAGCGGUGGGAACACCGCCAGCAGAGAAGAAGGAGAAGAAUUCGUCAACGCUCCGUCAGCAAAGAGAAGUGGGUGGAAACACUGGUGGUGGCCGACACUAAAAUGGUGGAGCACCAUGGGAGCAAAGCUGUGGAAAGCUACGUCCUAGCUGUCAUGAACAUUGUGGCGGGUCUGUUCCGAGAUGCCAGUAUCGGAAACGCAAUAAACAUCGUGGUCGUUCGACUCAUCCUACUAGAGCAAGAAGAGGAUGACUUAAAGAUUACACACCAUGCUGACAACAGCUUGAACAGCUUCUGUAAGUGGCAAAAGAAACUUAAUAUGAAAGGAGAGGAAGACCCGCUGCACCAUGAUGUAGCAGUUCUGCUCACCAGGAAGGACAUCUGUGCAGCCAUCAACAUGCCGUGUGAGACGCUGGGUCUGUCUCACGUGGCGGGGAUGUGCCAGUCGCAUCGCAGUUGCAGCAUCAGUGAGGACACGGGCCUCCCAUUGGCCUUCACUGUAGCUCACGAGCUGGGACACAACUUUGGGAUUCAACAUGAUGGCAACGGUAAUGACUGUGAACCCAUUGGGAAACGACCUUUCGUCAUGUCUCCACAGCUCCUGUACGGCACCUCCCUGCCCAGGUGGUCACGCUGCAGUCGCCAAUAUAUCACCCGCUUCCUAGAUCGCGGCUGGGGCUGGUGCCUUGACAAUGCCCCGGUGAAAGAUAAGCUGUCCCUGACGUCUGUGCUUCCUGGGGUUCUGUACAGCGCUGCCCAUCAGUGUCGGAUGCAGUAUGGAUCUGGGUCCCUCCUCUGUGAUGACAUGGAUAAUGUAUGCAGCACUCUAUGGUGCACUGUGGGAACAACCUGCCACUCAAAGCUGGACGGGGCUGUGGAUGGGACCAGUUGUGGGGAGGAUAAGUGGUGUCUCAAUGGAGAGUGUGUGGCAGCUGGAUAUCAGCCCCAGAGGGUAAAUGGUGGCUGGGCAUCGUGGAGCGAGUGGUCAGACUGUUCCAGGACGUGUGGGGCUGGAGUCCAGAGCGCUCAAAGAGACUGUGAUAACCCGGUUCCUAAGCACAGAGGGAAGUACUGUUUGGGAGAGAGACGGAGGUACAAGAUCUGCAACACUACACCCUGUCUUCAUGACCUGCCCACCUUCAGAGACAUCCAGUGUAGUCACUUCAACAACAAACCAUACAAGGGAAAGUUCUACAAGUGGGAAGCAGUCAUCAAUAGAGUCUGCCCUUGUGAACUGCACUGCCGUCCACUGAAUGAACAUUUCUCUGAUAAGAUGCAGGACACCGUCACUGAUGGGACACCAUGCUACGAAGGCAACAAAAGCAGAGAUAUAUGUGUCAAUGGCAUCUGUAAGAAUCUAGGCUGUGACUUUGUGAUCGACUCCAGUGCUGUAGAGGAUCGCUGUGGGGUUUGUCAUGGUAACGGCUCCACCUGUACAACUGUGAGGAGAACCUUUGAGGAGACUGAAGGACUUGGCUAUGUAGACAUUGGAUUGAUCCCAGAGAGAGCCUGGAACAUCCGCAUUGAGGAAAUGGCCGAAGCCGGGAAUUUCUUGGCGCUGCGAAGUGACAACCCCAACAAGUAUUUUCUGAAUGGUGGCUGGACGAUCCAGUGGAAUGGAGAGUACAAGGCAGCCGGGACAGUAUUCACCUACGAGAGGACAGGACACCUGGAGAACCUGACGUCUCCUGGGCCCACCAUGGAACCACUGUGGAUUCAGCUUCUCUUUCAGGAGACCAAUCCGGGAGUGCGGUACGAGUACACAAUUAGUCGAGAUGUCUCAGAGGGCAACGACAUCCCUGUGUCAGUUUUCGUCUGGAAAUAUGGUUCAUGGACUGAAUGCAGUGUUACCUGUGGGACAGGUGUUCAAAGGCAGAUUGUUCACUGUGUGGAAAAGACAACUGGGAUAGUGGAGGAGCACUUCUGUGACCCUUUAACCCGGCCUGAUGAUAACCAAACCAGCUGUCACAAGGAUCCCUGUCCAGCUAUAUGGUGGUUUGGGGAGUGGCAGAAAUGCUCAGCAAGCUGUGGGAGCGCAGGUCUCACUAAGAGGGCAGUGCUCUGCAUCCAGGCCUUAAGUGCUGAGGAGCAGAAAGCCCUGCAGCCCAGUGAGUGUGAACACAUACCCAAACCUGAGUCGCUAUCCUCCUGCAACGCACACAUCCCCUGCCCAUCAGACUGGACCACAGGCAGCUGGUCAAAGUGUUCACUGACUUGUGGAAGCGGAGUACGUCAGCGUAAUGUAACCUGCUCCAGAAACUCAGGCAGUGACUGUGAGCCUGAGAAGAAGCCCCUCGCUGUCACUACCUGCUACAUCCAGGACUGUGGUCAAGUGGUGGAUAAUUUUGGAGGUGUUGACUGGUCUGGUAGUGGCUGGUCGAGCAAAGAAGUGCUCAAUGAAAUUAACUCCAUACCUGAAGUCAAACCUCCUCCCAAAUACAGCUCCACCAGAGCCCAGCCAAGAAGUAAUAAUAAUAAUAAUAACAUUGUCGAGGGAGAUUUUCACUACCACAAUAACAUUGAAAAUAUCGAUCAAUCUUUGGAAAACAGUGUUCAAGUUGAUGAUUUUUACUACGACUAUAAUUUUAUCAACUUCCAUGAAGACUUGUCAGAUGACUUUGACAGAGAUGGAAAAGAUUCAGGGGACAGUACAAAUAUACAUCUGGACAAAAUAAAGAACAGUGGAAAUGCUGUGACGAAGGAGUCCACACAAACAAAUUCUGAAAACUUUGAUGACUUUUUAUCUGAGGAUUUUCUUCUGCCUGUGUCUACCACUCGCUCAGCGCCAUUGUCUACAACUCAGCAUUCACAAACACUUAAAGAGGCACACGCUGAGGAUGUGUGGGGGCCAGAAACUAUAACUCAGGUUAAGACUGGAGUCCAACUGGAUAAAAGUGCUUCAGUAAUAUCUCAAACAACCAGUCAAUCAUCAAUAUUUCCAACUGCCUUCACAUUGAAGGAUCAGACCAAUCUUUAUACAGUACAUGCCACUAGUUUUUCAUGGGAUACAAACCAUGACCUCAGAACAACCUCACUCCCUGCCUCUGAGACAUCCAUCCCAUUCCCCAUUCCCUUUCUGCUAAGCUCAGGUAACCAAGAGGCCUCAGAUGAUUCCACAUCAUUACCUGGAACAGAAAACAUACCUCCCACAAACCUGGAGGGAGCCACUCAGCCUUUUCCAGCUGAUUCCCCGCCAGCUACAGUGAAACAGAUACCGACAAUACCUGCCUUCACUGAAAAAACUGGAACAGAUUCCACAUCCUGGAUCCCAUCGUCGGAUUCAGUUGAUUUGGACUACAACGAAAUAGUUGUUCCCCUGAUGGUGAGAAGCAGCAGUAACACUGAUCCUGGCCCUUCAAACCAGCUUCCAACAAACUCAACAAUCACUCAACAUCGCACAACAACAGUUCAGCACAUGGAAUCGCCAACGUCUGUUGUGCCCAUUUUGCCGACACAUCCACCUAUUCAUUGGCCAUCUUCAGUGCCAACAUCUGACCCAACUUCAGUCUCCACACAGGACAAUACCGCUAUCCACUGGGUAACCGGCAACUGGAGCGCUUGCUCCACCAGCUGUGGUCUGGGUGCCAUCUGGAGGACUUUGGCCUGCAGUACUGGCUCUGACUCAGACUGCGAUCCGGCCAAGAGGCCCGCGCCAGCUCAGCGAUGUUAUCUGCGCCCCUGCUCCACAUGGAAAGUUGAGGAAUGGAGUAAGUGCUCCAAGAAUUGCGAAGGCGGAAUUAAAUUACGAGAGGUCCAGUGUUUUGACUUGCGGGAUAAAAGGCCCCUGCGACCUUUCCACUGCCGCGCCAUGUUCUCCAGACCACCAACCCAAAUUACCUGUAACCUUCAGCCAUGUCUCGACUGGUACACCUCUUCCUGGGGACAGUGCUCUGAGUUGUGUGGGGGAGGGGAGCAGCAGCGUAUUGUUACCUGUCCAGAGGAGGAUCGAUGCGACGGGGAUCUUCAGCCCAGCAACAUCCAAUCAUGCAAUAGCCAGCCUUGUGCUCAGUGGCUUACUGGAUCAUGGGGAGAGUGCUCAGCUUCUUGCGGUGGCGGAGUGCAGCAUCGGCUCAUCAAAUGUGUGAACACAAAGUCUGACACACACAAAGAAGUGGAUCAAACUCAUUGUGACCAUAUGCUGCACCCAGAAAGCACCCAGAAAUGUAACAUACAGGAGUGUGAGAGCCCCCCCUCUGGAGCUGUUUGCCUUCGCGAUCGGGUAACGUUUCGUUUCUGUCAGACUCUCCGCUUGCUCGGCCGCUGCCACUUGCCCAACGUACGAGCGCAGUGCUGCAAAACCUGCAGCCAGCGUUCCCGCUCCAGCAGCAUGUCUCGGCGCUGAGCCGCCACAAAGUAUCACCACUCAUCAACGGGAACACUGGUGAAAUAUAAAUCAUCAUUUAAAGUCAAUAACCUGAGCCCUUUCCCGAGUUCUUCAUCACUUCAGACUAAUUAUGAAUGGAAACAACUCCAAAACUGCAUGUUUGUGCUGGUGACAUUAUUAUUAUUAUACAGGUCUGAAAUGAAUUGGAAACACAACAAAGCAUUGCCUCAGAGCAAAUCAAUAAGAAUGUAAAUAUUUGUGUGCACUUUUUAUAUUAUACAGUUUUACCAGAAUGACAAUUUGUGAAUCAGGAUUUCUUUUUAACAGAUGUUGGCCUACAUAAGGGCUCUGCUAUCAACGUAGCCCGCUUAAUGGUGCAUUAUUACACAUGUAGAUAAACCACUCAUUAGCCUUUGUGGUUGGUACAAUGCUUUCAUUUUAUUGACAGCAGCAGAAACUAACAGUUAAAUUAAAACAGACAGGUAUACAAUUCACAAUAUGGUUUUUACGUAUAAUGUGGUACAAAUGUUAUGGCGCAAAAAAUAUGUGAUGCAGAAAAGCUUUACGUGACAUUUAAAAAUAACGACUGUUUGCUACCCCCACCCCCCUUAGAUACCCACCUUAGUUAUUGUUGCUACGCAUGUUGAGCUUUUAAAUCUGGCAGAUUUAUCAUUUAAAUUCAGAGUAUUUUUUUAAACUAUGGGCCCUUGAUUUCAGACAGAAGUAGACAAAAGCAGCCUCUCAUUUCUACUAAGUGGCCGUGGGUUUUGCCAACAGAAAUAACAACUGUUGCUGGCAAGUUUUAGCAGCUGUAGCUAGCCAAUUAAGCUAACGUUAGCUCGACGAGCUGUUUAAAAACAUAAUGUUUCAAGCCGACUCGUUUUAAAAUGAGAACCCCACAAAGGAGGUCUUGAAAAUGCUCUAGAUGUACAUAGUGUGAUAAAACACUGAGGCUAAAGCUUCUUGUCCCAGGCAAUAGGUUAGCAUCAUCACAAGUUGAUUCAUGUAAA